GCUUUUUUUUUGUUCUUCUUUACAAGUGACGCGUCAAAGAAUUAUUAUCGUAUUAUCAAACACGUUUAGUUGGAUAUAUACCUUUCGUUUCUUAUACUGAAUGUUUCGUUGAUAAUGUCUACUACAGAGGAAUUGCAACACUUUGUCUUGACGACACUUGACAAGUCCAACACAAUUGAGGAUUCCAAGGACUUGACCUUUCAAGGUCAACCUAUUGAUCAACUUGCUUUGUUGGGUGCCCUUAACAGUUUAAAGUCCAAAGAGAUGGUUGAUUUUACUCCUAUUGAACGUAUCUUUUGGGUCUUGACUGAAGAAGGUCAACAACUUGCUAAGGAUGGUAGUCACGAAGCCCGUGUUUUUGAAGCUAUUCCUGCUGGUGAAGAAGGUCUUCCUAUUGCUGAACUCCAGGUAAAGUAUAGAAAGAAGCAUUUUUCAAUCGCUAAACUUUUAUCUCAGGCCAAGUUUGGUGCUUCUGCUAAAAUGGGUCAAGGUAAAGCUUUCAAGAACAAAUGGAUUUCAAAAAAGGGUGCCAACUUGGUUCGUUUGGUGGAUCAAAUUGUCGAUGAAACACAAAGAGAUUUGAAAGAAAUAGAAGCUACUGGUACUCUCAAGGACGCUAAGACACUUGCUGAAUUAAAAAAGAGAACCUUGGUGGAUAAACAAAAAACCACCUCUUACAAAGUAACAAAGGGCCCUGAUUUCUCUUUGGAAAUUAAGAAAGAGGCUACUGAUAUUACUUCUGAUAUGCUUCAAUCUGGUGAAUGGAAGAAUGCUACUUUUAAAAAGUACAAUUUCGAGGCUACAGGUGGUGUGCCUCCAGGUGGUCAUCUUCAUCCUUUGAUGAAGGUGCGUCAAGAGUUCCGUGAAAUCUUUUUUGAGAUGGGUUUUGAAGAAAUGCCUACCAAUUGUUUUGCUGAGUCUAGUUUCUGGAACUUUGAUGCUCUUUUCCAACCUCAACAACAUCCUGCUAGAGAUGCUCAUGAUACUUUCUUCUUGAAAGAUCCUGCUACUUCUGACCGUUAUCCUCGCGAUUUGAUGGAAAAGAUCAAGGUAACUCACGAACAUGGCGGUGAUACUGAAUCCAUUGGUUACAACUACACAUGGAAAGAAGAAGAAGCUCAAAAAUUGAUUUUACGUACACAUACAACAGCCGUCAGUUCUUAUAUGCUCUACAAACUCUCUGAAGAGACCAAAAAGACAGGCGAGUUCCGUCCUGCCAAAUACUUUUCGAUUGAUCGUGUCUUCCGUAACGAAUCUGUCGAUGCCACUCACUUGGCUGAAUUCCAUCAAGUUGAAGGUGUGAUUGCCGAUAAGAACUUGACAUUGGGUGACUUGAUUGGUUUCAUGGAUGUCUUUUUCAAAAAGAUGGGUAUGGACAAGAUCCGUUUCAAGCCUACCUAUAACCCUUACACUGAACCCUCUAUGGAAAUCUUUUCUUACCAUGAAGGCUUAAAGACUUGGGUUGAGAUUGGUAACUCUGGUAUGUUCCGUCCUGAAAUGUUGCUUCCUCUUGGAUUGCCUCCUGAUGUACGCGUUAUUGCUUGGGGUCUUGGUCUUGAACGUCCUACCAUGAUCAAGUAUGCUAUUUCUAAUAUUCGUGAUCUUUUAGGUCAUAAGGUCAGUAUUGACAUGAUCAAGGAUUACCCUAUUUGUCGUUUAGACAAGAAGAUGGGUAAAGAAUUGACAGGCCUAAGUCAAGAUUGAUAAAUAAAAAAAUAAAGUGUUGUAAAUUUUAGAUGAAGUGA
This is a messenger RNA of Gilbertella persicaria, 1745 nucleotides long. Its product is annotated as tRNA synthetases class II core domain (F)-domain-containing protein. The record is from RefSeq and is a predicted model, not a curated record. The coding region runs from base 115 to 1704 and encodes 529 amino acids. Gene Ontology annotation, biological process: phenylalanyl-tRNA aminoacylation. Gene Ontology annotation, molecular function: phenylalanine-tRNA ligase activity; tRNA binding; ATP binding. Lineage: Eukaryota; Fungi; Mucoromycota; Mucoromycetes; Mucorales; Choanephoraceae. The transcript has 6 exons. Gene Ontology annotation, cellular component: phenylalanine-tRNA ligase complex; cytosol; cytoplasm.